GUUACCAAAAUGACCUCAUUUUUCUAGCAAAAAAUGCAGUCGACAUCAUAAAUAUAAUGAAAUUUUUUAGCACUCUUUACUUUGUUCGGGAGUUUCACUCCUUUUGCCAUCUGAGACGGGUCUUUUUAUUCCUUAGCAGGGAAAGGAGCGAGUCUGUCCUUCCUGGUUUUCCGUUCAACUGAGCCGGUUUCAAGUUUCAGCUCCUCCUUGAAUUCCAGCCCGCAGAGACUUCCCUCCAGAAUCAUCCAAAAUGGAGCCUCUUACAGCUUACCCUUUAAGAUGUUCAGGGCCCAAAGCAAAGGUAUUUGCAGUUUUGCUGUCUAUUGUUCUAUGCACAGUAAUGCUAUUUCUUCUACAACUAAAAUUCCUAAAACCUAAAAUCAACAGCUUUUAUACCUUUGAAGUGAAAGAUGCAAAAGGAAGACCGGUUUCUCUGGAAAAGUUUAAAGGCAAAGAGGUUACACUAGUUGUAAACGUGGCUAGUGACUGCCAACUCACAGACAGAAAUUACUUAGCACUGCAGGAACUGCACAAAGAGUUUGGACCAUUCCACUUCAGCGUCUUGGCUUUUCCAUGCAAUCAGUUUGGAGAAUCGGAGCCCCGCCCAAGCAAGGAAGUAGUGUCUUUUGCAAGAAAUAACUACGGAGUAACAUUCCCCAUCUUCCACAAGAUUAAGAUUCUAGGACCUGAAGCAGAGCCUGCAUUUAGAUUUCUUGUUGAUUCUUCAAAGAAGGAACCAAGGUGGAAUUUUUGGAAGUAUCUGGUCAACCCUGAGGGUCAAGUUGUGAAAUCCUGGAGGCCAGAGGAACCUGCUGAAGCCAUCAGGCCUGAGAUAGCAGAUCUGAUUAGACAAAUGAUCAUUAAAAAAAGAGAGGAUCUAUGAAAAUGCCAUUGAGCCCUUCUAAUGCAAUAGUCAGAAUACAGAAAUGUCUCCAUGAGGGUUUAGUCUCAUUUUAAAUACUCUGACAAUUAAAUGUGACACUGAAGGAUUUUUUUUUUUGGUUGUUAUUUUCCUAGUGAGUAGUAAUGAAUGACCCAACAGAGAUGUUACCCAAAGCAAAAAUAAAGAGUACCCAAAGAAUCAAAAUGAAACAUAUUAAGUACUUCAUUUGACGACACUAAAUAAUUCAGAAAAAACAGUCACCAAUGUGCUUCAAUGCCCUAUUGUUCAACUUGACAUUUUCUAGGAUUAUAAUUGAUAGAAAUGCCAACAUACUAGACCAUUGUUUGAUUUCAAGACAUUGUAUGUGACUGAAAUUUCUGGAGUAACUAACUGUAAAUGGCUAUUUUUAUGUAAUAAAACACAAAGUAAACAUUGAAAACUGUAAAAUAUAUAUACAUAGAUUCAAAUUUGUAUAUGUUUUGUUUUAUGUACAGAAUUUUGUUUUAAGUAGAGGUUCAUAAUAUGUUUUACUACAUCUGGCCAAAUAAUCAUUUAUAAAUGGCAUCAUAACAUUUGAAAAAGCCUUCAUCAUUUUCAAUAUUUCUCUAUUAUUUUCCAGAAGCAACUCAGAUUCCAUAGAUUAUUAACAGUUGAGUCCAUCUUUAUUUCUGAGUAAAAAUCGCAAGCGUAAGAUAAAGGCCAAAAAAGAAAAAGGCCACGUGUGUAUGAUCAUAUAACUAGAUUCCUCACAGGUUAAUUCUGGUUGUUAAUCUAUUCAGACUACAUUAGCCAUUUGGAAAGAAUUCAAUGCUACAUCAUUCUGAUGGUUGAAAUAAUAAGAAUCAACUCCAAUUAGUCAAAAUGCUUAAUGUGAAAAAGGGAGCGAUUGCAAUUACACAAGUUCUAAAUAUUAGCAAUCACUGAAACUUUUGAUGGAGUCACAACAAACUUUUUCUCCCAAAGUCAUGACCUUUAUGUUUUGUUAGCCUUAUAAUUGGCGAACAAAGCAACCUGCCAAGUUAGUAAAGGUUUAUUGUUGCCCAUGAAAUAUAUAUUCAUUUCAUAAAAAUUAAAUAGGAAAACUGGGGAGGGGGGUUGUAAAAAAUAUGGUCAUGUAAAAUUCAGCUAAGAAGGAAGAUCCAACCUAAAUAGUUGUAACUUGGCUCCCAAAAUCUGACCUGAAUGAAAGUGAAGAUGCUUUUUUAUGAUGACAUCAGUAAAGCCACCUCAGUAUAUAGUUCUGCAUAAGUGUUUGGACCAAAGUUCUUAAACCAAAAAUAUUUCCUGGAAUACCUUCUUCAAAGCAUGUAUCCAACCACCCAGCUCUGAACGUGUUAAUAAGAUAUUUGGUGAGAGUGGAGGUAUAGUUUCCCUCAGAAGUCAAGAGGAUUUACAGGGCUAGCCUGAAGAAUGCCAGGUUGGUGUGUCAGCAAACCUGCUUCUACCUCUUACCAGCACUAUGACUUUGGGCAAGUCACCUGACUGCUUUUUGGUUUCCCCACCUGUAAAUGAGGGAAAUCAAACUGAACAAAAAAGCACCUUCCAACUUUCAAAGCCAAUGAACAUGCUUACCAAGGGGUUUUAAGUGAUCAGGAAAGGAAUCCAUACUAACCUGGAUUGUUGUUCAGGAAAUAGAAGCCAUCUAACAAGUCUCUCUGUCCUUUACAAUUUUGCCCCAAGAGCCUAUUUGAAUUCUGAGCCACUAAGCAGAAUUUGUUCAGGGCAACUCCUCCAAGUGUUACUUCCAGGGCAUUCUUGCCAUGCACAGUCAAUUACAACUUCCAUGAGGUCCUAACAGUGGUACAGGACUGCUGGAGGGAGGGUGGGGUUAUGUGCUCACAUCAGGGGUGUGAGCAGAAGUGUAUAAGCCAGCAGUACACAGGCUGCCUAGACUCCCCACUGCCAGACAGAUAUAAUAGAGCUGCCCUGGGGGACAACCAGGACUGUCCUGGUGAAGGCAAUUCAGAUGUCCAUUCUGCCCAAAGUCACAUGUUUUCACCAAAGCCACAUAAAGAGGGCUUUUCACUUGUAUAUCUCCACUCCUGGUUGCUUUAUUCAACCUACAGUCUCUACCAUAGUCAGUGCUUGAUUCUCUCCCCUUGCCCUUUGGAUACACAGAGAAGGCAGGUGAGGAUUUGACAGUAUGCCAUACAGGUGUCCAUUUUGGGUUCUGUACCAAUUAGGCUCUAUAUUCUGAAAGAGGGUGGAGCCAUUUGCUGAUGUACUGCUCUCCAUAAAUCAAAUAAAUCAAGUGAAUACCUCAAAGCAAACAGAAAAAAUGUAUCUUUCUUGAAUUGAGCAUAAUAUCUUCCCUAUCUCAGCAUCAAAAAACCUGGGCAUUGAGUGCUACAGGC
Messenger RNA from Hipposideros armiger (great roundleaf bat), 3237 nucleotides. It is a transcript of the gene GPX8, whose product is annotated as glutathione peroxidase 8 (putative). Bases 251 to 883 code for a protein of 210 amino acids. The record is from RefSeq and is a predicted model, not a curated record. The transcript is spliced from 3 exons. Gene Ontology annotation, molecular function: glutathione peroxidase activity. NCBI's taxonomy places the organism in Eukaryota, Metazoa, Chordata, Mammalia, Chiroptera, Hipposideridae. Gene Ontology annotation, biological process: response to oxidative stress.